This is a messenger RNA of Purpureocillium takamizusanense, 1941 nucleotides long. RefSeq lists its product as uncharacterized. The record is from RefSeq and is a predicted model, not a curated record. Bases 112 to 1941 code for a protein of 609 amino acids. Lineage: Eukaryota; Fungi; Ascomycota; Sordariomycetes; Hypocreales; Ophiocordycipitaceae. Gene Ontology annotation, molecular function: 1-alkyl-2-acetylglycerophosphocholine esterase activity. The transcript has 2 exons.
CGUCUAUAUACUCACUUACAUCGCGCGCCACUCACCCACCCACUCACUUACACAACACCACAGCACUCCCGCUCAACCUCUCCCACCGCCACCACCAACACCACCACCGCCAUGCUUCUCCCUUUUCUCAUCCCCCUCCUCGGCAUCUCCUCCGCCGUCCUCCUCCCCCCUCCCCCCGGCCCCUAUCCCGUCGCCCUCGCCAUCGCGCCCCUCACCGACCCCUCCCGCCGCGACGACGGCAGCGCCCUUCCCCCGUCCUCAUCCUCAUCCUCAUCCUCCUCGUCUUCAGGCUCUCCGGGGCAUGACGUCCCCCGCCGUCGGAUCCUCGCCUCCGUCUUCGUCCCGCUGCGUGCUCCCCCCACCUCCUCCUCCUCCUCCUCCUCCGCCGACGAUGACAAAGGCAGCAACAAGGUACCCCCUAUUCGUUGCCCCUGCCGCCUGCAGACCCUGCCGUACAUGACCCCCGCCGUGGCGGCCUCGUACGGCGCCCAGGCGGUGCAGUAUGGCCUUCCUGAGGAUCUGUAUGCGCGGUUUGAGAUGCAGACGUGCGAUCCUGGGUUCAUUCCGGCGCCGCAGCGCUGUCAUUUGCGUCAUAGUCGUCGUCAUGGUCGACGCAGCGGCAAGGAUGACACCCCGGUGAGGCGUGAUACGAGCAACGGCAACGACACUGCCAUCAACGGCGACCGGGACGGCGACGAUUGCAAAACUCCCCCCGUCGACAGCAACACCACCAGCAGCAGUAACAACAAUAACAGCGAUGCAAGCGGCAGAGGCGGCGGCGGCAGACAAGCGCAGCUCAUCGUCCUCACCCCCGGCCUCGGCGAGUCCCGCCUCCUCUACUCGGCCCUCGCGCGCGCCCUCGCCAGCACAGCAGGCCUGCCCGUCGUGCUGCUCGACCACCCGUUCGAGGCGCUCCCGGGCGUCGAGUUCCCCGACGGGAGCGUCGUGCCGGGGGUGGACGUCUCGGCGGACGAUGAGCCGGCGCUGGGGAGGCUCGUUAGGGUCCGCGUCGACGAUAUAUCCUUCCUCCUGAAGAACAUCCCCAUGCUCCUCGCCGCUCUCCCCCCUCCGCUGCGGCAGCACCUCGAGCAUCACCACCACGACCUCCUUUCCCGACCCCAAUCCCAGUCCCACGCGCGCGCCAUCGUCAUCGGACACUCCCUCGGUGGCUCCGCCGCCAUUGCCGCCCUCGCACACGACCCCGCGGCCGUCCUCGCCGCCAUCAACCUCGACGGGCGGGUCGUGGAGCCUGCGCGGGAGGUGGCGCCGCUUGGGGAGCGGCAGCAGCACGACGCGCGCGCGGAGAGGAGCACGGAGGUGAAGAAGACGAAAAUGAAGAAGACGGAAAUAAAGAAGACGGAGAGGACGGAACAGGAGAGGAAGAAGAUGAAGAAGCAGUGCGAUGGGUAUCGCCCCCUCGUGCAGCUCGGUCGCCCGUCGCACCGCGUCGAGGACCCGACCUGGGACGCAUCCUGGCCGUACCUUAACUGCAAUUACAACUCUAGCUCCUCCAAGUCCACCUCCAAGUCCACCUCCAACAGCAGCAGCGUUCAAAGCUCCCACAACUCCAGCAUCACGAGGAACAACACCAGCUGCGGCCCCGUCGUAGAGUACUCCCUCGCCAACACCACGCACGCCGCCUUCACCGACCGCCCGCUCCUGCUGCGCGGCGCGUGGGCCUCGCUGACGGACGCGCAGAGGGGGAUGGCGGCCGGGCUGGUGGGCGGGAUGGCGGCGCGGAGGCUGGAGGAGGUGCUGCUGCGGGGGGUGGUGGGGAGGGUGCUGGAGGUGGCGAGGGGGGAUGAUUAUCGCCGCGAGGGGGGGGAUGAUCGUGGUCGCUGUGGUGGUGGUGGUGGUGGUGGUGGUGAUGGUGAGGUGUUGCUGGGGGAGAUAGGGAGGGCGUAUCACGAAGUAGAGGUCGUGCGAAGCAGGGCGCUAUGA